CCUCCAUUCCUGUCUGGGAUACCAGCUAACCUUUGUCGGACCCUGGCCCCAGCCUCACGGCGAAAGCGUUUCAGACGCCGGGGCAAACGUAGCGGUCUACUCGUGAAACUUAAGGCGUACUUGGCGCGCUCUUCCCCGGCUCCGUGGAACGAACGUGGAUCUGUACCUUGUCAUGCCUUUUCUCCGUGCUCUCUGGAGCCCAUCGAUGCCUGGCUGAUCGAUGUCCCAGCCACGAAAGAUUUCCCCUCAUCUUCGUCGGCGCGGUGCGAACCUACAGAACUGACGGCCGCUGCGUCGGGUCUCGCUGUCAGCCACGAACACGCUGACCUCCACCAGGUUUGGAUUGGUGAACACUAGAUCGCUGAGUAAUAAAACUUUUAUUUUAAGGGAUUUAUUUAUGACCCAAGGACUGGAUUUCCUCUGUAUAACUGAGACAUGGUUGAGGGCCGGUGAGUCCAGCGCUUUCACAGAUCUCUUACCUGAUGGCUGCUGCUUUUUAAACUCUCCUCGAAUAUCAGGCAGAGGAGGAGGACUAGCGGUUGUUUUUAAGAAGCAGUAUAAAUGUAAACCACUGCCAUUAUCAACCUCACCUAGUAGCUUUGAACUGAGCAUGUUUGAGCUAGGUCGCUCUCACACAGUGCUCUGUGCUGUGGUUUACAGACCCCCAAAAUACAAUAAGAACUUCUUAAAUGACUUUUCUGAUCUGUUGGCUGAAAUUAUGCCAAAAUAUGAUCAUGUCCUUAUUAUUGGGGACUUCAAUAUUCAUGUGUGCUGCCCUGACAAGCCAAUGGCAAAGGACUUUUUAAAUCUUAUUGACUCUUUUGAUCUUGUGCAACCUGUGUUUGUGCCUACACAAAAAUAUGGGCACACGUUGGAUCUUGUUUUAACUCACAAUUUACCUGUCUCUAACUUAGAGGUUUGUGAUGUUGUAUGGUCAGACCAUAGGCCUGUCUUGUUUGAGGUUUUCCUUCCUUGUACCAAAGUUAAUCUUCCUCCUGUUGCUGCUAGGAGCUGUCGUAUUUUUAACCCUUCCUCUGCUGGACAGUUCUCUAUUGUUUUUAAUCAGAACGGCGGCCUUCCUGAUUUCAUAUGCAAUGAUACAGAAGAGCUGAGUACGUGGUUUUACUCUGUCUGCCAAACUGCUUUAGAUUCAGUGGCCCCCUUUAAGCUUAGGCAAGUAAAAGCCAAAUCUGAACCCUGGCUGAAUGAAGACACCCGGGCUGCCAGAAGAAAGUGUAGGAGAGCUGAACGUAAAUGGAAGAAGGAUCAACUUCAGGUGUCAUACCAAAUGUUACAAGACUACUGGAAUUCUUACCAGAAAACUGUAAAAGAUGCUAAGAGGAAACAUUUUGCUGCUAUUAUUCAGGCAAAUUGUCGUAAGCCUCAUGUCUUAUUCAAGACUAUUGACAUGGUCCUUCACGCUCCACAGACUGCUGGUGUCGAGUCUUCUCAGGAAAUUUGUGAAAACUUCCUACACUUUUUUAUUGAUAAAGUGCUAUCUGUCAAAGCGCAGACUUCCCAGUCCGUUCUCGACCCUUCUACCCCUGAUUCUUGAAAAGGUAGUUUACAAGCAAUUAAUGUCCUUCCUAGAAGAACACGGUAUUUUAGAAGUUUUCCAAUCUGGUUUUAAAGCUUUACAUAGUACCGAAUCUGCC
Molecule: messenger RNA, 1655 nt
Organism: Haplochromis burtoni (Burton's mouthbrooder)
Lineage: Eukaryota; Metazoa; Chordata; Actinopteri; Cichliformes; Cichlidae
Exons: 2
Coding region: 398-1555 (385 amino acids)
Molecular function (GO): catalytic activity
Source: RefSeq, a predicted model, not a curated record